UCUCCCUUGUGUGGCCUGAGUGACUCUAUGCCGUGCUUUCUCAUUCUCAUGUGGUUUAUCCUAGUGAGACAUGCCUCUUCUUUCUUACAGUUGUGCAAUAUGACAACUUAUCGCAGUUAUUGAUUCUUAUAUACCACAGUGCCUUAGGGAGGGUAGAAGGUGCUCUUUUUGACAGAGGAAGGUCUUUUCUUGAUAUGGCUUCAGAAAUCACUUAUGCAGAAGUGAAGUUCAAGAAUGAAUCCAACUCCUCGGGUACCUACUCAGAAUCUCCUGCAGCUCCCAGAGAGAAACACAUCCAUCGUUUAAGUAAGCCUGGUUCCCCCUCGCUUCCUUUUAUAUCCCUGAUGGUACUUCUCCUGGUGUUGGCAAUAACAUUCUUAGUUGCUUUUAUCAUCUAUCUGCAGUUGCUAAGCAGGAUCUUGCAAGAGAAAAGUGAACAAGGCAUGACGGAGAAAGAAUUGAGUGGGAAUUUUGAUGGGGAUUGCAUUAAAUCUGUUCUGAUAAUGGCAAAAAAAGUCUGGAGCUGUUGUCCAGAGGAUUGGAAGCCAUUUGGUUCCCACUGCUACUUGAUUUCCACAGUCACUUCAAAUAACUCAUCAUCAUAUUGGAUGGAAAGUGAGGAGAACUGCUCUCGCAUGGGUGCUCAUCUGGUGGUGAUCCAUAGCCAGGAAGAAGAGGAUUUCAUCACCGGGAUCUUGAACACUCGUUUGGCUUAUUUUAUAGGGUUGUGGGAUACAGGUGGUCGACAAUGGCGAUGGGUUGAUCAGACACCGUACAAUGAAAGUGCCACAUUCUGGCACAGAGGUGAGCCCAACAAUGACAAUGAACAAUGUGUUAUAUUAAAUCAUCGUUGGCAUGAAUGGGGAUGGAAUGAUAUCCCUUGCAGUCACAAACAGGAGUCAGUUUGUCAGAUGAAGAAAAUAUACUUAUGA
Grammomys surdaster is the source of this 932-nucleotide messenger RNA. Its product is annotated as C-type lectin domain family 4 member A-like. Bases 195 to 932 code for a protein of 245 amino acids. Gene Ontology annotation, molecular function: signaling receptor activity. The record is from RefSeq and is a predicted model, not a curated record. The transcript is spliced from 9 exons. Lineage: Eukaryota; Metazoa; Chordata; Mammalia; Rodentia; Muridae.